AUGGUUGUCGAUCCCACGAACGACGCGGCGACGUUCGGCGGUCUUAGCUCUGAACAAGCCAAGGAGUCCAUCAUCAAAGGAGGUUGGGACUUUUUCGCCAAGCUGCUCAUCGUGGGACUUGCUGCGGGAUUACCUGGCGGCAGUCUUGAGCGCAACCCGUGGCAGUUGGUACAGAUUUUCAUCUCUCUCUCAAACUCGGUAGUGAUUCACACUCGACCAAUAGACUGCAAUCCUUAUCCAUUUUUUAGUUCUUCUCAUUUUCUUCGUGUGGUCUCUUUCUCGUUUCAGAGCCUCUCCUUGCUCAUCAAACUCACACCCUCACACAGGUCAACAUCAACGCGCAGCAUUGGUUUACAACUUUGGCCAACGCUCUCGGUGUUGCCAUUACGAGUCCUAUGUUUCUUGGAUUGAGCGCCGUGUGGAAGAUCCAAAUUGCGGACGAUUGGGG
Messenger RNA from Amoebophrya sp. A25, 448 nucleotides. The record is from the annotation of a GenBank genome assembly. NCBI's taxonomy places the organism in Eukaryota, Dinophyceae, Syndiniales, Amoebophryaceae.